AUGGUCGACAGAAUAUCCCAACUGCCAAUACCUAUACUUCACCACAUUCUCUGUUUCCUCUCCCAGAAAGAAGCUGUCAGAACAUGUAUACUCUCCAAACAAUGGCGCCACAUAGGAUCAACCCGCCCUAACCUCCAAUUCUCCGAAGAAUGGUUCGACGACUCUUCCGAAAAAUUGAUCAACAAUGCACAAAAGAAGUUUGUCCCCGUCGUCGUCGUCGACCGAACUACUCUACAACGUUGCCGUGAUAAAGAACGCUCCAAACGGCACCGCAUUCUCUCUGUCCUCCUAUGCAGACCAUGGCGGCGCAACAAUGGAUCAACUCGCCCCAACCUCGACUCUUCCCAAAAAUUCUUCAAAUUCUUCAACGGUACACAACAAAACUUUGUCUCCGUAGUCGACCGAACCCUGCAACGAUACCUUGAUCAAAACCUCUCCAUACACAAACUCCAUCUCCACUUAUCCAGUCCCAACUCACGACCGGUCGUCUCCCUUCCUGACAAAUGGGUCCCGAUAUUAGCCGCCCUCAACAUAAAAGCAUUGGAACUCACCUUUCUCUCAUAUACUCUGCCGUAUUACGACCUACCCUCGGCAGUCUUCGAGUCCCUCGAAGAACUACACCUGCGCAAAUGCAGGCUGAGACCGGCCGAGAGCGUGCGGUUUAAAAGUUUGCGCUCGCUCACCCUCGAACAGGUCCAAGUUGAUGGCGGCAUUUUCGAUACGAAUAUGUUGGGCUCCCCUUUGCUCAGGCGCCUGGUCAUUAAUAGUUGUUGGGAGUUGAGAAUCGUUAGGGUGAGCGGGAGCGAGGCGGCAUCGCCUGGGUUCAAGCACUUUGAGUUGUGUGAUUCCAAGAAAAUUGGAGGGCGUAGCAUCGAAAUCGAUGUACCGAAUCUCGAGACGGUCUCCAUAAGGGCCCCAUGGCGUUUGUGUCACCGCCAAAGCGCAUUAUGGUUCUCUCUCACGAGAUUGAGUCUCAAUAGUGUGAUCCUGUCGAGUGAGUUGUUCGACGUGUUAUCGUUCGGCUGCCCCACUCUUGCGAGCUUGGCCCUAGAUAAUUGUUCUGGUUUCGAGGAAUUCCAUCUUGCAAGUGAUUCGGUCAAGUUCUUGCGCAUCUCGACAAGAAAUAUACCACUUAAAGGAGUUACGAUUUGUGCUCCGAACAUUCUCAGUUUUACAUUCAAUGCCGGUAUUCCCCAGGUGCCAGACACAUUCUCUAUUGCGAAAACUAUUUCCAAGGAGUGCUACUCAUAUGUAAUCCUCUCUUCUUCAUGUGAGGAUGAUCCAGAUUUCGACGUCAAUUUGUGGUUCUAUAAGCUGAGACGAUUGCUCAAGGCACUAAGAGGGUCUCGAAUUUCUCUGAUUCUGCAUAUGAACGGCGGCCCACUGGACGUGCCGUGCAGUGCUGUCGACUGCAGUCAUCUUCUCAGUAACCGUCCGCCUGUGGUGGUGGAGGAUUUGACACUUAAUACUCGUAAAUGUCGCACGCCAUCUUGGUACUCGGGCUUUAUGAAUGGCUUGUUUCGUGUUUGUCGACCGAGGCUCAUAUGGGGUUGUAGGAACAGCAGGCUCUUGGAGUUUCAUAUCAACAUCUUGCUUGCAAACAAAAGCCCGGAGACUGAGCCCUACUCUUGGCAGCACCAACUGGAGCAAGUUCACGUGAAAACCAUCGAUGGGAAGAUAUGGCAGCUUGUGCAGUGGACGAACCAGUCGGAAUUGAGAAACAGGACGUAUGACAGGAUAAUGUGCCUUAAUUUGAAGUGGAGAGAUCAGAAGACGGCAUAA
Molecule: messenger RNA, 1782 nt
Organism: Striga hermonthica
Lineage: Eukaryota; Viridiplantae; Streptophyta; Magnoliopsida; Lamiales; Orobanchaceae
Source: the annotation of a GenBank genome assembly